UCCUUUUGUGACUGCCUGCAGCGUCUAGCAUCAUCUGUGAAAAUGGUCGCAAAAGGUGUUCUUAGAGAGCAUCUCAUUCUGUUAGCUAGCAGUAUGACUUGUGGUGGGAAUUUGGUUGGCUUUAAUACAGGUGGAUAUAAAGCUCUGUCUCGCCAAUUAAAUAUUCAAGUACCAUUCACAGAUGCAACUCUCUUUACCCCUAAAAAAUGUUUUGAGCGAGCUGCGGAGAAAUGCCAUACUGACUCUCUGUCAAGCAUAGUUGCUUCUUGUUCCUGGGGUAAACAUGUGGCAGUUGGCACAGGAUCAAAAUUUGACGUUGUAUGGGAUGCAAAUGAGAUAAAAUCUGAAGAAAUUGAAGGGACCGAUGUCUAUAAUUUUCUUCACAUGGUGAAAAGCAUUUCCAAUGGGGAAGAAGAAACCAAUGCUGGUUUGGGUGACGAUGUUGAUGAUUUAUGGGAUGAAGAAAAUAUGGACUGGGACAUGUCCCCACAGCGUACCUCUGGUAAUGAAGCUGUUUUUGAAGAGAAUCUUGAACUAUUGAAUGUUUCAACAUCCAAUGGUUGGGAGACAAAUACAAAUCAAACUGAAUCAAAGACCAAUGAGUGGUCAGGUUGGGUAAGUAAAACAACUGAAAUAAAAGAUGGCCAAUCUGAAAGAGCCCAAGAGGAUUCUUGGAAGAAAACUGAUGUCGUUCAAGAAGACUCUUCUAGGUUUGCUUGGGAUGCAAAUAAAACAACAGAUCAGACAAAAUCAGAAUCUAAUGAAAGGUCUGCCUGGGGGAGUAAAACUGGUGUCAUCAAAGAAGACUCUUCUAGGUUUAAUGCUUGGGAUACAAACACAACAACAGAUCAGACAAAAACAAAAAGUAAUGAAUGGUCUGCCUGGGGAAGGAAAACUGAUGUUCUCCAAGAAGACUCUUCAACUAGGUCUAAUGCUUGGGAUACAAACACAACAACAGAUCAGAAAAAAGCCAAAUCUAAUGAAUGGUCUGGCUGGGGAGGGAAUAAAUCUGAAAUACCAGCUAGUGUAUCUGAAAAUGUGCCAGAUUCUUGGAGCAAUGGUAAGAGGAAUGCUGAUGUUACCCAAGAAGAUAAUUCCGGGUCUGGUGCUUGGGGUGCAAAGAGAACACAUCAGACGAAUACAAGAUCUAAUGAAUGGUCUAGCUGGGGAAAGAACAAGUCUGAAAUGCCAGCUGGUAGAUCUGAAAAUGUGCAAGAAGAUUCUUGGAGCUUGGGUAGGAAGAAGGACGAUGUUAACCACAGAGAUAAUUCUGGGUCUGGUUCCUGGGUUGCAAACAGAACUGAUCAGACGAAAACAAAAUCUAAUGAAUGGUCUGGCUGGGGAAAGUGGCCCAAAACGACGUCGUUUUUGCCUAGGCUCCGCCUCAACGAACUCGCAUCUCCGCCUCAACGAACGCGCAUCUCCGCCGCUGCGAACGCACGUCUCCGCCGCUGCGAACGGUGCCGCAAUCGAACACCGCCGUAUACGAACUAG
Cajanus cajan (pigeon pea) is the source of this 1494-nucleotide messenger RNA. Lineage: Eukaryota; Viridiplantae; Streptophyta; Magnoliopsida; Fabales; Fabaceae. The record is from RefSeq and is a predicted model, not a curated record.